AAAAUAGAAAAAAAACAGGGAACUAUAGAGUUUCCAAAAAAAAAAAAAUUUUCAAACUUGAAAACUGCGAGAAAAACAAAGAGAAACAGUUCAAAUUGAAAUGGGUUCGUGAAGCGGCUCUUUCCUUUCCAACUAGUUCGCAAGAAAGAGCUCUCCCGACUUCCAGUAGAGUACUUGUUCCGGCCGUCGGAAUCUCAUCUCUCCGGUUCGCUCUCGCCACCGCCUUCCAUUCUCUCAGGUUUGAUCGGUGAAUUCCUACAUGCAAUUCUGUUGGUAAAAUUGGAUACGAAGGGAAAAUGUCGCUUCUAAGUAGAUUUUUUUACAAAAGGCCCCCAGAUGGAUUGCUUGAAUUUGUAGAGAGAGUAUAUGUGUUUGAUUCUUGUUUUUCCACCGAGGUAUUGCCUGAGGAAAUGUACCAAAUCUACUUGCAUGAAAUCGUUACUGAGUUACAUGAAGAAUUCCCAGAAUCAUCGUUCCUUGCAUUCAAUUUUCGUGAGGGUGAGAAACGUAGUCAGUUUGCUGAGAUACUAUGCGAAUAUGAUGUUACAGUUAUGGAUUAUCCACGACAGUAUGAGGGUUGUCCACUCCUUCCAUUAUCUCUCAUUCAACAUUUUCUUCGUGUUUGUGAGAGUUGGCUGUUGCUUGGCAAGCAACAGAAUGUUAUUCUUCUCCACUGUGAGAGGGGGGGUUGGCCACUGUUGGCAUUCCUUUUAGCUAGCUUUUUGAUAUUUAGAAAAUUGCAUAGUGGUGAACGCAAGACUCUGGACAUUGUACAUCGUGAAGCUCCUAAAGGUUUCUUGCAGCUGUUGUCACCUUUAAAUCCGCUCCCAUCUCAGCUUCGUUACCUUCAAUACGUUGCGAGAAGAAAUAUAGCUCCAGAGUGGCCACCUCCUGAGCGAGCACUUUCUUUAGAUUGUGUCAUUCUUCGAGCUAUUCCAAACUUUGAUUCCCAAAAUGGCUGCACUCCAAUUAUUCGUAUUUUUGGUAGGAAUUACCUUAGCAAGGGUGGGCUUUCGACCCAAAUGCUUUUUUCCAUGCCUAGGAAGAAGACACUUCGAAACUACCGUCAGGCAGAUUGUGAUGUCAUCAAAAUUGACAUUCAGUGUUUAGUGCAAGGAGAUGUUGUGUUGGAGUGUGUCCACUUGGAUUCCGAUCCAGAAAGGGAAGUCAUGAUGUUCCGUGUUAUGUUCAACACUGCAUUUAUUCGUUCCAAUAUACUGAUGCUGAAUUCUGAAAACUUAGACAUUCUAUGGGAUUCAAAGGAGUGCUAUCCCAAAGGCUUCCGAGCUGAGGUAUUGUUUGGGGAAGUUGAGAGCAUCUCUCCUCCCAGAGCUCCAACCACAAUUUUAAAUGGUGAGGAGAAAGGUGGAUUGCCUAUUGAAGCUUUUUCUAGGGUUCAAGAACUUUUCAAUGGUGGUGAGUGGGUUGAUAGAAAUGAUGAUGCAGCGUUAUGGUUGCUUAAGCAGCUUUCUGUCUUAAGUGACGCGAAAGAAAUGUCAAGGUUGCAAAACAAAGUGAGUUUAUUCACAUCACCUGCUGACUCUGAAGAAGAAAAUAAUGCAUCUAGCACUGCUGACAGUUCGGAUGAAGCAUGUGAUACUGUUUCCAAGGCUUCAGCAGAUUCAAUGAAAGGACUGAUGAUCGAUACAUUUGACUCAGUCCCCUUAUCAUUUGAAAAUGACAGUCCACGCAAUGCGAACCUUGCUCCAGAGUCUCCUAAUCAAGAGUUAGUUGGACCUGUACAGCAAUCUCUUCAUCAACAAUCAUUAGGAAAAAGUAAAGAAUCCUCACCAUGUUCAUCCCCUCGAACGUUGCCUCCUCCACCCCUGACAUCAGCAUCAUUACAUCCUGCUGUUCAGCCUCCACCACCACCUCCAGAUUCUGAUGCUAAUACAGGGCCUACAUUAUCCCUGCCACCUCCACCCAGUAGCAUUUCCAAUAGAAGUAUUCUGAACCCCCUACCUUCCACUACUAGUAGGGUUCUGUCACCGCCGCCGCCACCACCACCCCCGCCGUCUCUUCCUCCCUCUCCUAAUGUGUCUAGAAAAGGCCCACCAGCACCUCCUCCUCCGCCGCCACCACCACCUCUUUCUUCUAAUUCUCGUCAACAAUGUUUGCCACCUCCCCCACCUCCGCCUCCUCCAUUUUUGGGAAGUACAACUAACAAGCUAAUACCAACAGUGGCACCGCCACCACCACCACCACCACCACCGCCGCCUCCUCCUCCUCUUCCAUCCAUUUCUGGUACUGGUUGUGCAGCACCGCCACCUCCUCCUCCCCCUCCUGUUCCAUCCAUUUCUGGAUUUGGAUGUGCAGCACCAUCACCCCCUCCACCCCCUCCUCCUCUUCCAUCCAUUUCUGGUUCUGGUUGUGCAGCACCGCCACCUCCUCCACCCCCUCCCCCAAUGAAUUGUAGGCCACCACCCCCUCCUCCACCUCCUGCAGGACCUGGAAGGCCAACCCCACCUCCUCCACCACCAGCACCAAAGCUCCCUAAUGCUCCACCUCUGCCGUCAAGUCGUCCUGCAACACCAGCUCCACCCCCACCACCUGGAGGAAAGGGCCCUAGUGCACCACCGCCGCCCCCACCACCUGGAGGAAAGGGCCCUAGUGCACCGCCGCCACCCCCACCAUCUGCUGGAAGGGGUAAAGCUUCUUCUGGACCAACAAGUAUUGGAAGAGGUCGUGGUGCUGCUAAUGCCCCAAAGAAAAAUUCGUUGAAGCCUCUACACUGGGUGAAGGUUACUCGUGCAAUGCAAGGGAGCUUGUGGGCUGAUUCUCAAAAACAGGAAAAUGUGUCGAGCGCUCCAGAAAUAGAUAUAUCAGAACUUGAAAGUCUAUUCUCAGCAGCCUCUGCUUCAGAUGGGAAGGGCGUUAAAGCUGGAGGUAGACGUGGGCCAACCAUGACCAAACCUGAGAAAGUGCAAUUGGUCGACCUGCGUAGAGCAUAUAACUGUGAAAUUAUGCUUUCAAAAAUAAAGAUCCCCCUGCCAGAUAUGAUUAAUGCAGUUCUGGCACUGGAUUCUUCUGUUCUUGACAUUGAUCAGGUUGAGAAUCUCAUUAGAUUUUGUCCUACCAAAGAAGAAAUGGAAACUUUGAAGAACUAUACAGGUGAGAAGGAAAUGCUGGGGAAGUGUGAACAGUUUUUCUUAGAGCUGAUGAAGGUUCCACGAGUAGAACCCAAGUUGCGAGUAUUUGCUUUCAAAAUUACCUUUUCUAGUCAGGUGAAAGAUUUAAGAUUAAACUUGAUUACCAUCAAUAGUGCUGCUAGAGAGGUUAAAGAAUCUGCGAAGUUGCGACAGGUAAUGCAGACAAUUCUUACUUUGGGAAAUGCCUUAAAUCAAGGCACUGCUCGAGGGUCAGCCAUAGGAUUUAAAUUGGACAGCCUUCUUAAAUUGUCUGACACCCGUGCAAGAAACAACAAAAUGACUUUAAUGCACUAUUUGUGUAAGCUUAUUGCUGAGAAAAUGCCAGAGUUGCUGGAUUUUGAUAAGGAUCUUAUUCAUUUGGAAGCUGCCUCUAAGAUUCCAUUGAAAGCUUUAGCUGAAGAAAUGCAAGCCGUGAGUAAAGGUCUUGAAAAGGUUGAGCAAGAACUUGCUGCUGCUGAAAACGACGGUGUAAUCUCUUCUGGUUUUCGAAAGGUGCUGAAGAGUUUUCUUGAUACGGCUGAAGCUGAAGUAAGGUCACUAAUCUCCUUGUACUCUGAAGUGGGAAGAAAUGCAGAUUCUUUGUCUCAAUACUUUGGGGAGGAUCCAUCUCGGUGUCCUUUUGAACAAGUGACACAGGUAUUGUUCGUCUUUGUCAAGAUGUUCAGCAAGUCGCGAGAGGAAAAUGAAAGACUUGCUGAUAUUGAAAAGAAGAAGCUUGAAAAGGAAGCCAUGAAAGAGCGAACUGUAGCUAAUUCAUCUGCAAAGAAAGAUGCUGUGGAUAGAGCAACAUGAGAUUGACAUAUAUUGGUGUGGUUUUGGCAUUUGCACUUCCUUCAGGAGUUGCUGUGCAGAUCAAGAUCUACACUGCAUUAGGCUAUUUAUUACGGUCAACUAGAUGGUGAUUUUCACAUUUGCUCUUUCUAAACAUUUCUCCUGCGAAUCGAUAAUGUGUAUAAUACAACUUAGCAAGUUGGAUUCGAGCUGUAAAUAUGCAAGAAAUUAUGCUUACACUGUAAUAUUCUUUCCAUCUCUCAAAUCAUUUUGUACGAUCUCA
Rosa chinensis is the source of this 4203-nucleotide messenger RNA. RefSeq names its product formin-like protein 14. The coding region runs from base 297 to 3941 and encodes 1214 amino acids. The record is from RefSeq and is a predicted model, not a curated record. The transcript has 19 exons. Lineage: Eukaryota; Viridiplantae; Streptophyta; Magnoliopsida; Rosales; Rosaceae.